CCCGGUGUGUCAAAGAUGGUUUGGGCAGCACCGUGCAGCUCAGUCAAACAAAGCGUCUGCUCCAACAUUUGCGGAAGUGCUCCCGCGGACUCUUCGUCGUCUUCCGGGUCGACUUCCGGUCACGGCAGAUCGAAGAUGGCGACGCGCGUGUCGAGGUGCAGAAGCUGGAGUCGCGUUCAGAGGUUUGGGAUCGCGGCUUACAGAGAGUACAGCAGCGGCGGCAGAUACCCCAACAUCUCCCUCUCCACACCGCUGCAGGGGAUCCCCAAGCCAGUGUUCGCAUCUGUGGAUGGUCAGGAAAAAUACGAGACCAGGAUCACUACUCUAGAAAAUGGCCUCAAAGUGGCUUCGCAAAACAAGUUUGGUCAAUUCUGCACAGUUGGAAUUUUAAUAAACUCUGGAUCCAGAUAUGAAGCAAAAUACCCGAGUGGAAUCGCACAUUUCUUAGAGAAACUUGCCUUUUCUUCCACAGCUCAGUACGGGAGUAAAGACGAAAUCCUGCUGACGCUGGAAAAGCACGGGGGAAUAUGUGACUGCCAAACAUCAAGAGAUACCACCAUGUAUGCAGUGUCAGCUGAAGUGAAGGGUCUGGACACGGUAGUUAGUCUCCUCUCCGAUGCCGUGCUACAGCCUCGCCUGCUGGACGAUGAGAUCGAGAUGACCAAAAUGGUGGUGCGCUUCGAGUUAGAGGACCUGAACCUUAGGCCGGACCCUGAACCUUUACUCACCGAGAUGAUCCACGCUGCCGCUUAUCGAAGCAACACGGUCGGCCUGCCGCGCUUCUGCCCUGCGGAUCACGUGGAAAAGAUCGACCAGAAAGUGCUUCACAGCUACUUACGCAACUACUACUGUCCCGAGCGCAUGGUGCUGGCUGGGGUGGGCAUCGAGCACGAGCAGCUGGUCGACUGUGCCAGGAAGUACCUGCUGGACGUGAAGCCGGUGUGGGGAGCAAGCAACGUGUUCGACGUAGACCUGUCGGUGGCACAGUACACGGGGGGCAUCGUCAAGAUGGAGAAGGAUAUGUCUGACGUGAGCCUCGGCCCCACCCCGAUCCCAGAGCUCACCCACAUCAUGAUCGGCCUGGAGAGCUGCUCCUUCCUGGAGGAGGACUUCAUCCCAUUUGCAGUGCUCAACAUGAUGAUGGGUGGGGGAGGCUCCUUCUCGGCAGGAGGACCAGGGAAAGGCAUGUUCACCCGCCUCUACCUGAACGUGCUCAACAGGCAUCACUGGAUGUACAACGCCACCGCCUACCAUCACAGCUACGAGGACAGCGGCCUGUUGUGUAUUCACGCCAGUGCGGACCCCAGACAGGUGCGGGAAAUGGUGGAAAUAAUCACCAGAGAGUUCAUUCAGAUGGCCGGAAAUGCAGGAGAGAUGGAGCUAGAGAGGGCCAAGACUCAACUGAAGUCCAUGUUGAUGAUGAACCUUGAGUCGCGGCCGGUUAUUUUUGAAGAUGUCGGUCGCCAGGUUCUGUCCACGGGAAAGAGGAAGCUGCCGCAUGAACUCUGCCAUCUAAUAAGCAACGUGACGGCCAGCGACAUCAAACGAGUGAGCACCAAGAUGCUGCGCAGUAAACCGGCGGUCGCCGCUCUGGGAGACCUGACGGAGCUGCCCUCGUACGAACACAUCCAGACGGCCCUGUCCAGCAAGGACGGACGUCUGCCCCGCAUGUACCGUCUCUUCCGAUAGACCCACCGUCACCACAACCACAACUGGGCAAACACCUACUGUAAAUAAACUGGACUGCAAGAUUAAGUUCCCUCCCAACACGGAGCCUCGGCACAGCUCACCGAGGCAGGGGGCUAAAAUCCCCGGGGCACUCGAGUGAAACUCCGAGGCCGGGGAUUUUAAAGAGAGGACAUACAUUUUACUUAAAAAAACAAAACAAGUGCUCUGCAUACAGUUGGAGUAUAUGUAUUUAUUGUUGGUGGGCAGGAAGCCGUACGUCAUCAUUUACUGCAGGUGAGUUUUUAAAAGGGAGGAUUCACCCCCAAGGGCACCAAAAGCCUCAGAACCAGGGUGUUAAGAUUUACAGUGAAAUGAUCUUCAGAGUUAAUCAGUACAGAGACGAGGGGCCACAUCCCCGGCACUAGUCAACGCUGUUACGUUUUAUUGAGCCACUCGUUCUUGUCCGUUUUCAGACUCUCAGCUCUUUAUAAAUUCACCCAGCAUCUGUCUCAGACAUUCUCUUUCUUUCUCCAGAGCAAAUGUAUAAAAAAAUAAAAAAAUAUUUCUAUUUAUACCCACAAAAAAAAAAAGCACUUCAUAAUCUCACUUUACAGUCAAAGGACAUACGAUGCACAUCAGACUUUACAAACUGUCCUCCAGACCGAAAUCAUGGUUUCUGUCGUGUUUGUCUCAGAUGUUCGGAAAGACACGGAAACCUGUUUCUGUCUGUAUUGUUUUUUAUCGCCUUGGUUGUGUUUGGUGUCCUUGUAGAUUUCAAUAAACGUGGAGGGAUAAAUUCAA
Molecule: messenger RNA, 2469 nt
Organism: Scophthalmus maximus (turbot)
Lineage: Eukaryota; Metazoa; Chordata; Actinopteri; Pleuronectiformes; Scophthalmidae
Gene: pmpca
Product: peptidase, mitochondrial processing subunit alpha
Exons: 14
Coding region: 16-1689 (557 amino acids)
Cellular component (GO): mitochondrion
Molecular function (GO): metalloendopeptidase activity; metal ion binding
Source: RefSeq, a predicted model, not a curated record